Schizosaccharomyces osmophilus is the source of this 345-nucleotide messenger RNA. RefSeq names its product alcohol dehydrogenase Adh1-like. The transcript has a single exon. The record is from RefSeq and is a predicted model, not a curated record. NCBI's taxonomy places the organism in Eukaryota, Fungi, Ascomycota, Schizosaccharomycetes, Schizosaccharomycetales, Schizosaccharomycetaceae. Bases 1 to 345 code for a protein of 114 amino acids.
AUGCCCCUCUGGAAAUGGCUGCUCCCGUUAUGUGUGCUGGGGUUACUGUAUCGAGCUCUCAAAGAAGCGAAUAUCAAACCUGCUGGCUGGGUUGUUCUUCCUGGUGCAGGAGGCGGUCUUGGUCAUCUUGCCGUACAAUAUGCCAAAGCCAUGAAUAUGAGAGUGCUUGCUAUUGACACUGGCACUGAUAAAGAAGAGCUAUGUAAGAGCCUUAGGGCUGAAGCUUUUGUUGAUUUUCGAAAGGUGUCGGAUCUUGUUAGUACAGUAAAGGAUCUUAUGAAUGGAGGUCCUCGUGGUGUUCUCGUACUUUCGACGAGUGCUAAAUCUUAUCAGCAAGCUACUUAG